UCAAAUCGGGUAUAUACUGCUUUAGCUGACACCUCGCAUGUCUCCUCGUUAGUAUAGUGGCCAGUAUCCCCGCCUGUCACGCGGGAGACCGGGGUUCGAUUCCCCGACGGGAAGUGUUUCUUUUUUCCUUCUUGUUUGCGAGCGCACUCGACGAUCCCCCCGAGUAGCUGUCUAUUUUUUCCCACUUGUGGGCAUGACUGCGCCAACAAUUUUGCGUUUUUGUUUUUCAAAUCGUGUAUAUACUGCUUUAGCUGACACCUCGCAUGUCUCCUCGUUAGUAUAGAUUCCACUUCCGGCCACCGCCGUGAACGGUCGAGGAAUGUUUCGCUCCUCUGGGGCGGUGUCAGCGGCUAUGUCUAGCCGUGGAAACCGGAAUGCAGCCAGUGCCAACCAGGAUUAUGAAAUUAUUUUACCUGCUCUACCAACCGGUCGUAUUGUUUUAAACACUGUAUUUCUUCAUGCGGAUGUUCGUGGAAGGCCCUACCGUGUCGAAGAUAUUCGUGAUGCACUGGGUGCUCUGGCAAUGCUCCCUGGCGUUGAAGCGUUAGGGGCAUACCAAAUGAACCAUGUGUGGGCGGUCACGCUGAAGACUACGGAGGCUAAGAAUAGGUUGCUUUCUGCAACUGAAGUGACCGUGAAGGAGCGCCGUUGUCUCGUCGUAGAUCCAAACAACCAAGAUGUUCGACUAAAGCUGCAUUGGGUCCUUCACUAUGUGGACGACGAGGACAUACGGACCGCGUUUGCACCCUACGGAAAAGUCACCGAAGUCGCAAGAGAGCGAUGGCGAACGGAAGGGUUGUCGGACAAAGGCUCUACUACGCGUAUUAUCAGUCUUCAGCUCAAGGCAGGCUACACGAAGGAAGACAUCCCACAUCAACUACGAGUGGCAGGUGACCUGACAUUGGUCGUGGUGGCUGGAAGAGCUCCACUCUGCCUAAGGUGUAAAGGGACUGGCCACAUACGACGCGAAUGUCGUGUUCCUCGGUGCGCGUUAUGCAGACGUUUUGGCCACGCUGAGGAAGAGUGCGUGAAGACUUAUGCGAAGGUCACAGGCCGAUCUGCGUGGGACGACAACGCAGAGCUACAAAUGGACGAAUCGGAAGCUGAGGAUGUUUCUACCAGCAAGACCAGAGAACCCGAACAAGAGGAAACGCCCCCUUCGUCGCAUUCACCCAACGUUAACAAAGAGGAAGAGGAUAAAGGUGAGCAAGUUGUACAACCUGCGCUGCCUCCCACGACGAAUACCAGCGCGUCCAACAGUUCAGGGAAAAAAAAACCACCAAGAGUCAGUCAAUGCCUCUAG
Molecule: messenger RNA, 1303 nt
Organism: Dermacentor albipictus
Lineage: Eukaryota; Metazoa; Arthropoda; Arachnida; Ixodida; Ixodidae
Source: RefSeq, a predicted model, not a curated record